GAUAGAAAACCAAGGCCAUUUGAUAAUACUGCUAAAAAUAACAAACAAAUUUGUGAAAGACCUCGAGAUAAUGUGGUAUAUUGUGUAGAAUUCAGAAGUAAGAAUUAUGAAAGGUUGAAUUAUAACAAUAAAGAUAAGAUGGAACGAAAAACUGAUAGUAAUAUGAUGAAGAAAAAGUUGAUAAAGAUAAAUAGACAAUUAGCAAAGGCACUAAUUAAUACCAGUUUAAGUAUUAAUCUGAUAAGCAUGAAGUAUGUGAAAAAGAGAAGGCAUACCUGGAAAUAUUUGAAAAAAGAAUCAACUAUUGGUCUUGUAGGUGUUGAAGUUAUUGGAUAUAUUUCCAGUAUUAAUGUUGUUGUAUGUAGUAUUAGUAUAAAUCAACCAUUUUAUAUUAUACAAAAGUUGGCUUCUGAUAUCGUCCUUGGAAUGCCAUGG
This is a messenger RNA of Racocetra persica, 435 nucleotides long. The record is from the annotation of a GenBank genome assembly. Lineage: Eukaryota; Fungi; Glomeromycota; Glomeromycetes; Diversisporales; Gigasporaceae.